Megachile rotundata (alfalfa leafcutting bee) is the source of this 8056-nucleotide messenger RNA. RefSeq lists its product as uncharacterized. NCBI's taxonomy places the organism in Eukaryota, Metazoa, Arthropoda, Insecta, Hymenoptera, Megachilidae. The record is from RefSeq and is a predicted model, not a curated record.
CAGACACUUGUGGAGCGGUCAUUUAUGAAGACUCUCCAGUACAAAGAUUUGAAAGUCUCAAGAUACAGAGAUCAAGACAAUCAGGCACUAAAAUUCCGAAGACCUCAAGUCUCCAAAGCAGCAAAUUUCGAAAUAUGAACAGUAAAACAUCGAGCAUUCCUGGAGUCUCAAAAACUGACCUCGCCGCAAAAAUAUGUCCAGCAAUAUCGGAUGGCGCCUAAGAAUCGAUAAGAGGAAGGUCGUUUUGGGCAUCGUCGACCUUGAUGAGAAUCUCUUUCGAUGAGUCAGCCAACGCUAGACAGUUGGAAAUAAACACGCCAGGCAUUCGUGCACGAUUUUCACGGGGCUCGACCGCUUCUGGGGACGUCCUUAGAGCAACCGUGACUCAGGACGUUCCUGGGAAAAACGUGAAUGAACGAUCAAGCCUUAAAAAUACCGACUGAUCGCUGCAACCCGUUUGCUGCCACCAUGACGGUUCAGGACGUGCGUCACACGGGGCAUCCGUCACUCGUGGCUCGACGGUGUCGUCAGAGACCGAGAAUACUGUGUCGUCAACGAUAUAUGGGAUGCGACGGAAAGAAUAACCUGGCAGCUGCUUCGAGAGGUCAUCGUCGGUAACUUAUGGAUCGUUCGGACUGAAUAUGGACCGACGAGGAGGUCGUUAAUAAUGCAACGAUCCGCGAAUAGAGACGACAAUUUCGGGAACCCACGCUGGAUCGAUGGCGGAUUUCAACUGCUUCGCAUUUGGACGCAUCGAAACCUGGCGUGUGGAAUCUUGGGGCGGAGGAAGACUUCCAUGAUUGAUUUGCUUUGAUUCUUUUGCGGAUGUAGCGGUUCGUACGUGUUUUAAAUAUAGGCUGGUGCUUUAUCCAGCUCUUAUAGGAAUGUUAUGGAGCUUCACACUUUUGGUACAAAGUUGACAGUGUUAAUGAGCUUUAAGUAUAAUUACAACGUAGGAUUGGAGGAAAUUUAAACCAGUCAAAAUAGGUUUCUAUUUCAGGUUUCAUGUUUGAUAUUACAAAAUUUUAUUGACGUGUGCUUUGUCAUUUUCUACUGAGGUAAGAAAUAGUUUAUGAUAUUUGAUGUUUCAGUUCAGCUAAUUACAGAAAGAGAAACUUAUGCACUCAUAACUUCCACAUUAUUUAUACUAAUUAUCCGGUUCAUUACCAUGUACUAAAUCUAACUUCACUUAAUUUAAAUUUAUAUUCCUUGUAUGACUAAACUUUCACAUACAAUAAAAGAAUGCGUCCGUUUUAUUAAAAGCAAGAUGAAAAUUGCGGUUCAAAAAUCGUGACAGAAUUUCUUGAAAUUGAUUAAACUUUCUCCUCUUUCUCCUGCAGUCGUUUGAGGCAGGAUGCACGGAAUAUUAAAAACGUCGAAAACUGGAAUUCGAGAAGAGCACAUUACGUUGGUGUUUGUUGGAGUUUAGCACGAUCGUUACGAUGGUUAUCAAAUUUUUUGGACGCAGUUUCGACAAGUGGGCCGAACUUCCGCGCACGUUCGUGUUCGCUGCACGUGAGGAGCAUCGCUAAACAAAUUUCUGCGUUCGGUUAUUCGGUCCGUUUUGCAGCGCAGAAAUGUUUGACGAUUAGUAUUGUCAGGGAUGUUUAUCGACGCGAAACUGACAAUAGGGUAUUGAUCAAGUAUUGGCACCGUAUUGAUCAAAUUGUAGUUGUAUUUUAUAUCUUCCAACUAGUUGUACACCGAAGUUACUCAAUAUAUUACUGAAUAAAAAUGGAAGUCAUAAGGUAAAUUUCGGUAAUAAAUUUAAAAAAAUUACAGUGUAUAAUGAUGGGAAGAAAUGCGACAAUUAUUAAGGGAGAUUAGCGGUCACGUCAAUUAACACGCGACUCGUGAUCAUGCAAGGUGAUUCUUGAGUGACACGAUUAUUCAUGGGUCCGACGUUUCUGUUUCCGUGCUCAUUACUGCGUUUCAGCGGGCACACGUUGACACGAUCGCUUGUCAUGCAACUAAUAAACCUACGUGCGAGGUGUCCAACGAUUUCAUGCUCCUCGAUCUCUUUGUGAGAUCAAAUGACACGUUAAUUCCUUUCGCUGUAACGUCCAUUGUGUAACGAUCGAGUUAAAAACUGAAACUGGAUAAAUACUGUAUUUAUCAUUUCAGUAAUCUCCUAGCAAAACCUCGAGUAUUUCGAUUGAUAAAUGAAUCCUUCAUAAUUAAUUACAGAAAGAAUGAGAAAGACGUAUCGAGUCCAUCAGCCGGAGAAUGUCGAUAGUUUCUUUUAUCUAGGAAACAUCCAAGGAUCCGCCUUUGUAGGAUUAAUAAACCGAAAGAGGUUUUUGCGGGGUUAUUGCAACUGAAUGGAAUAAAAAUCCGUGGAGAUGCAACUAUCGAGAAGACCUGUUGCGAAUAUCUUUUUAUAUAGUCACCGUUGCUUAGUAAAAAGCAGGUUUUUCCACGUCCAUUUCCGUCUACGACCAACGCGAUUAUCUUAUUAUUACAUCAUAUACGUUUUUGAUCGGAUAACUGCAUGUGUGUUAUGUUUGUAAUUGUAUAGAAUUGUUUCAAUCGAUGUAAACAUCGACUAGUAAGACUCGAACCGAGUGAUUUAAUAAAGUUACCUUUAUACAGUAACGUGGCGCAAGUAAGAAACUAAGCAAUAAAUUUUGAACAUUUCCUUUCGUUUAAAGGAAAUGAUUUUGUUAGAUUAUUAAUAGAUCGCGGAUGUUUAUGCAUUAAUGAUAAAUCGAAGUGUACAGAAUCAGCAUAAAUCAUGGACUUUAUAAACUGUUGAUCUCACAGAUUGUCUGGUUUAUUUAUACUUUCCAGACCUCGAUAUCCGCAAUCUUCUAUUUUUGGAUUUUUUGGAAUUAGACUAAAUUUAUUGAUGUUGUUGUUACAGCAUAAAUUAUAAGAAGCUGCGGUACUCAGAAGUGUAACAUCAUGCGUUGUAAUUAUAGUAUCAAGUGUUAUAAGUGUUGUGAGUUAUAUCAAGUAUUGUUGAGUUGUAAUAUCACGCGUACCGAUAUUAUUUGUACUAUCACAAUAUCAUGUAAGAAGUGAUAUGUUGUAAUAUUAUGCGUUGUAUCACUAAACGAUAGAUUACCACGAAUUAGAUGUCUGAACGUUAUAUCACGUUGUAUUGCCACGCGUUGUUACAUCACGUAUCGCCAUGCGUUGUAUCAUGCAUGUAUUGUUCGCGAGUUACAUUGUCAUGCGUUGUAUCACGGAUAUAUUGUUCGCGAGUUAUAUCGCCAUGCGUUGUAUCGCGCAUAUAAUAUUCGCGAGUUAUAUCGCCUUGCGUUGUAUCAUACGUUUUAUCACACGCGUACUCAAGCUAGUUCAUCAGCGUUAGUAGUCACAUAUCGCCGCAGGUUGCAUGCUAUAAUAAGCAUCGAAUUACUACGCAUCGUAUCUGCAAAACCAGCUGCGUGAAAUUUAUAAUUAAAUGCUGGUGCACACCGAACGUGUCAAUGCACGGAAGCAUUUAUAUCGAAAGGGUUAAGAACCGUGCUGGCGGGAUUUCGAGUAAAGAAUCGAGCGCAUAGAAAGAGGUGUUUGGAGUAGGUGUAGAGGUAGAAAUCGCAAGCGAUCGGUCGGAAAGCGAUUCUAGGUGGAAGAAGGGAGGGCGCAAAAAGGGAGGGUGAAAGAGUCGUGCAAGCGGAACAACGCGAUCAUUUGGCACGGCAGUCGUAAGUGAACCCUCGCGACACACGCGCGACCGGUAUCUUUCGGCUUUCGUUUUUUCGGCGCGAGAAACCGCGCGACUGGAGGCUGCUUUUACGCUCGAGCGUUCCUCGCGUCCAUCCUCCAGAUCGUGUCGUUGUGUGUGGCGUGCGUAUGUGUCGGAGAGUGGGACACUGGCGCAGGGCCAGUAGGAUCCACCGAUAUAAAAGAUCUGCGGUCACGCGGACCGCGAGGCUACUCGUUUGUUCAUCGUCGUCCAAGUGCAGUGAGUGGAUAGCGACCCGCGCGGGCCGGUUUCGCGUGUUGUGAACUUGUCUCGGUGAAACGAUUCGUCGCGCGAACACGCCGGAAAAAACUCUACCGGAACGACGACGCGAAUCGCGUAGGUGCCGAGUUACGCGCGUGAUUACGCCGGACAUACUGCACGAGUGGAUGUUCAAGAUACAUCAUGAUGCAGAAAGGAAUUCAGCUCCUGCUAACCUUAGCAGUGUUAGCGACAUGUUUAUCUAUCGUAACACCAUCUUCAUCGAGCAGAGAAAGGAGGCACGUCGGUGUCGAGGAAUCUAGUCAUCGUCCAGACAAAACGCAGCACACGCUGGCGAGUCGAACCUUGAAGUCAUCAACCAGCAGGUACAACGAGAUAACCACAGAACCCGGAAGGAAAGUGACGCACAGGUUGAUCGGAGGACACCUGAGAGGGGAUGCAAAAAGCGAUGAAACCUUGUGGGACGACGGGAUCCUUCUGUCGUCUGCCGGAAGCGGCAAAGAAGGAAAACCUAAUCGAAAGGACGAAGACGACGAGAAGAAAACGUUGUCGCAGCAGGUGAAAGAAGGAAAGUACGGUUUGAUCCAGGACGAGAUUUACGCGAAGCCACCGAAACGACCCGGUAUCAUCAGUUAUCUGGGUAACCCAGAAGUACCGAAGGACACGAUCAACAAUUUGGGUGGAUUAGACGAAGACGACAUCUGGUUGGCGGAGAACCACGUGCUGGUGUUGAGAGGAGGGAAAUUUCCUGGCCACGAGAGCACGCAAAAAGAUAGUCGAACCUGGCCACCGAUCGACAACUACAAAGCACCCAGAAGACAAGUCAAGAUACCAUCCAAGCCGAAGGUACCGCCGCCCUUUCCGGUUCAACUCACGGAGGGUGGUCCCAUACAGAUUAUCGGGCCGAACGGCACCCAGGACAUCGGCAACGGGACCGACUACAAAAAGGACCCGUUGUUCACGAAAGGAUUGCUCGAGGAAGAUGGUCCACUCUUCGCCGUUAUAUCCAACGGAACGAUCCUGAUGUCCAACCAGAAGAACGCCUCCGGCGAAGAAAAUCCCGAAUCGCUGCCGCCAGGCAAUUUCCCGUCGUUUUAUCACGCGAUACCGCCCGGUGCCGUGUUCGUGCCGCCGCCCGUUAACCAGUCGGACUACGACGAAGAGGAUCAGUCCAUUUAUUAUCCACCGCCGUACAGCUUCCAGUACCAACAAGACAACACCACGGCCGUGCCGCCUGGUCCUCUGGUCCCGGGCAUCAUCCUGCCACCCCCGCCCGACUUCUUCUCUCCUCUCGAGGACAAGAAGCCCACCACGAAGAAGUAUCCAAAGCGCCCAACCACCACUCCUUCCCCAAGACCAAGACCUACGUAUCUGCCACCCAGGAAACUCACGACUAAGCAGUUCAAGACCACUACUUCGGUACCAAUUACGAAAUCGAGGAUAUCGAUCAAUGCACCGACUAAUUCGAAGGUGUACGGUAGAACGUCCUAUAGGAAUCUGACGAAUACAGUAAGGACGGUCCCGUACGUGGAAGUGACAACACCCACACCAGACAAACCGACGACUUUAGACAAUCCCGAGUUUUAUAGCGUCAGUCCUCUGACGGAGAACCAGGUGACCAACCAGGAGAACGUUCAAGAAAAGAAGGAAGCCUGGCCGGGUAAAACGAUUCCUAUAGUGGCCUACUACGCCUCGACCACGCAAUCCACCUUGGAGAGACCGGUGGAGGUUACACCAGCCUCGAUAAAGAAUAUCGUUACCACCGACACUCCUGCAAGGUCUAACAGUCAGGCAUCGUACUACUUCUACGAAGAGUCCAACGAAGAUCCUGUCGGAACUACCGCCAAUCCGUCUUCGUUUUAUUAUAAGACGACUACGGAGUCUCCGUUGUACGAGACGGUGACGAGAGCACGCCCUGAAGAGCGGAGGAAACAGUACUACAGCGUGGAGACGUUUCCCUCGCAGGAAACCUCGAAGGACUACAAUAUCAAAUUCCUCGGUUCGGUGGUGAAAAACUCUGGUCCUAUUCGAUACAGCGACUCGCCGAGCGGUUCAGGCAGAUCUCAGGGUCAACGCAUGUUACCUGAUCCCGCGCCGCUUUACUAUCAGGCGAUAUCUCGACCUGCACCGGUGCAACCUUAUUACACCACUGCGAAGCCGCAGACCUACUACAGGCAAGAAGCGAAAUCGAAACCGAUCUACCAGUACAGCUUCGAAGCGGCGGACUACGCGAAGCGCGGUGAUCAGAGGAGCAGGUACCAGCAGCAGCGACAACAGACCAAUGCCUAUGAAGAGUAUCCAAACGUUAAAGUGACGAAGAUCGAUUACAAUGAAUAUCAACGUGACGAGCCGGUGGUCCAAAAGCAGGUUAGACCGGAAAGGAUCUACUCGUCGACGAGUCGCCCGGUGAUCAGUACCACUCAGAAUCCACAACACGCUUACUAUACCCAGCAGGACGACAGGUUGUUGGACGAAGUGACCAAGGAAUACUUUACGAUGUUCGGGAAGAAACUACCCCAUAAGAAUCUACCUAGCACCACUCCCAUUUACUCCAAGUCCAACGCCGUUACGGAACGACCAGACUAUAACAGUUACGUGGACAACGAUUACACUGUCGAGGCUCCUGUUUACAAGACACCUAACGUGAAGGUGCACUAUGGGGAUCAGUCUCAACGACCGUAUUCUCUCAAGGAUGACAUUCUGGUUAAUUAUAGGCAACCUUUGCCUCCCAUCGAACCGGACAGCGAAUUCAUCACGGUGAUAGAUCAACAGCCGCCAAACUACAGGCUCCCUAACAGGGAGAACCAACCUUUCGCCUCUAUUCGUGCCUAUCCUCAACCGUUGGUGAAUUCCAGAAACGGUGCAUCCACGAAUUACGUGCCCAUCGUGGAGUCUCCGGAGGAGCUCGACGAGUCUUAUCCACAGCUACCGAUUUCCCUGGAAGACGACAUUAAGGUGAACUACCGUGAUCCGAGGCCCACGAUCAAUCCUGACGCGGAAUUUAUAGACCCAGUGUCGACAAGGGAGAACCAAGCGGAAAAGCAACCAAAGGCCUACUUCGCGUACAGAUUGCCGGGCGAUGGAGGCCACUUUUAUUUCCUGACGCCCCAGGCGAUCACGCAGAGGCCGGAACAAAACGCUGGUCACCUCUACGCGAAAUCGAGGGGACCGAGAUUGCUGAGACGUCGACGGUGGCCGGGCAAAGUCUGAUAUUCUUGCCUGAGUUAGGUGUGAUGCCAUAACAUAUCAUCGAGAAACGCACGAUGGAGGCGCGUGUUGAAACGCGAAUCGACCUACCGUUUAUACAAUGUAUUUAUUAUAUGUGUAAAUAAUAAUAACGACUAAGAUGUAGACCAGUGAUGGGCAACUACGUCCGUUAGAAUAGUCCGUAGACGCUGUAUUUAGUUACUAGGGAUGGGAGGUAUCCCUAGAUCUAUCUAGGCUUUCCUUAUCCUCCUUUCUAAGCUCUCCCUUUUCCUUAAGCCAGGUAUGACCAAGUACCCCCAUUCCCGCAAUCAGAAGGCCCAGUAUUUCUAAACUGCUAAAUAUAGAAACUUGAAAAUGUUGAUAUUUGGAAGUGGGUACUACCUUGGUCAUACCUUUCUUAUAAACUCGUUAUGGACUCCAGUGAGCGUGAGCUCUUUUGCGAACAAUCGAUCUGCCCAUCACUGAUGUAGAUGUAGAUGAUUGUCGACGCCUUGUUCACUAUCACUUGCUUAAUUUAUGCGACCUAACUCUGCCGCUUGUUUUAGAUUGAUACACAUGCGGUACACGAUGCUCGCGUGCGACCAAAGCGAGCGAUCGUCGCGUACACGCGCGUUGUCUGUGAUUAAUGAUCGAAGUAAACACGUACUGUGUAUAUAGUUACGAUACGGUAUUAAGAAAUCUAUCGUAGUGCGCAAAACACGUUUUCUUUCUUUCAUAAAGCGUUAGCGAAGUAUUUUAUGUUUACUUUCGUAUGAUAUUCGUUCAGAUACUGUAAAUAUGUACGCGGUCAAUUUUACAUGUAACUCGACGGAACAGUAGCGUUUAUUUAAUUGAUGGUAUUAUCGUAGGAUUAAAAUUAGAAUGUAAAGGAUAGACCUUUUAAUAUAGAACUUGCGAUUAUUUAAGUAUGAAAAUAAAGAAAUAUGGAAAAAUGUA